AAAUAAAUAGCAACAAAAGUUUAGUUAUUAUAAAAACUAAUGUGGCCCACUGUUGCUGCAUCUAACUGCAAGUGAGAGAGAGAGAGGACGGCAAGAGAGAGCGCGAAAGAGAAACGAAAGAGCCACAGAAAUUGUUAUUGUUUUUCUUAUUAAUUUUUGUUGUCGCCGCUGCUGCUGAGAUUUCACCUACUCUGCCUAGCCUUUGCCUGCGUGGAAGAACGUUUAAAACGUAAAAAUCCCAUAUAUGUUUAUGGCCAGCUGAUUAGAUCAGAGCCAGGCCCAACCAAAGAAUCAAUCAAAUAGCAGCAGCGGAAUAAGAGUGGCAGUAAAGCUAGCGGAGUCAGGUGCGGGGGUGCGUCAGUAGUAUGAGUAAUAGUGCAGAAAGUAACGGCACUUCUCGCCGCACAGUGGACUGGCAGCGGUUUGGUUUGGGCAACGAAGAUGAUGAAUCCGGAGAGGUGACGGUUAGCAAUUUUCGCCAACGUAAUCAUCACAAUAACAAUACGGGAGGAUUUGUUGAUUUGGGCAAUGAAUAUACAUAUGCGGCCGGUGGUCAUCAUGCCUCGGGGGCAAAUGAAAUAUUUGCCGGCGAGCAGGGCGAUAAACCCUGGUGGCGUUCAAAUUUCUUCAUCUCUCAACCUGUGCUCUUUGGCACUUGGGAUGGCGUCUUUACAUCCUGCCUGAUUAAUGUCUUUGGCGUUAUUGUAUUCCUUCGUUCCGGAUGGAUUGUGGCCCAGGCAGGCAUUAUUAAUGCUGUCCUCAUUAUAUUCUGCACAGUGGUCAUUGCCCUGGUCAGUGUCCUAUCGGCUAUAGGUAUCUGUGAACGUUGUCGCGUGGAGAGUGGUGGAGUGUAUUUCCUUAUAGCCCAUACACUAGGUUCACGUUUUGGUGGAUCUUUAGGCUUGCUGUAUUGCUUCGGCCAAGCAGUAGGUUGCGCAUUGAAUGUCAUGGGUUUUGGCGAAUCGAUGGCCGGUCUGGUGGGUCUGGCCGGUAGUAAAUGGGCCAUUCGAGGAUUUGCCACUGCCGCAGUCCUGCUUCUCGGCUGCAUCAAUGUGGCUGGCGUUAAAUGGGUAAUCAAAUUGCAAUUCAUAUUGCUAAUGAUUUUACUAAUAUCGGCGCUGGACUUUAUGGUGGGCAGCUUUAUAGGCGAGGAUCCGAAAAAUGGUUUCGAUGGAUGGGUGAGCAAUAACUUUGUGGAAAACCUGUGGCCUAAAUAUCAAAACGAAUAUACUUGGUUCCGUGUCUUUGGAGUGUUCUUUCCCACAGUCACCGGGGUACUUUCCGGCAUUAAUAUGAGCGGAGACUUGCGCGCUCCCUCAACGGAUAUACCAAAUGGCACCUUGGCUGCCUUUGGCACUUCAACAUUUUUGUAUUUGGUUUUCGUAUUGUUUUUGGGUGCCACCUGUCAGCGAGCGAUUUUGUAUGAUGAUUUCAUGAUUGCCGUCAAAGUGUCGGCAGUACAUUUUCUCUUAUUGGCUGGCAUUUAUGUGUCCAGCAUGUCUUCAUGUUUGGGCGCCAUGUAUGGUACACCCCGUGUCCUUCAGAGCAUAUCCAAGGAGAGUGUUAUACCUGGCAUCGAUGUUCUAGGCAAAGGACGCGGACCCAAUAAGGUGCCACUUUAUGCCAUGGCGGUGGUGGCUGUUGUCACAGUCACCUUCAUUAUAGUCGGUGACAUCAACUUCCUGGCCCCCAUAGUGACAAUGCCAUUCCUGAUGACCUAUGCCUGUAUUGAUUAUGCGUACUUCGCUUUGGCCCAGACAUUUGAUAUACAGGAGCAACGCGAGGAACGGUUUCGCAUACAGGCCUCGAGCCCUAGCUAUGAGACCAGACGAUAUGGCAGCGUCUCCGAUGGUGGCAAUGAUUUGGAUCUCUUGUUUCCGGAUCGUGUGCGUCAUAAAAAUUUACAAAGCCCACAAAAUUCACCCAUGCAUCAAGUGGAACAGCCGAUGCCAUCAAGAGAAAGGGAAUUAAAUGGACAAGAUGAGGCAACAACUUCACAUCAAAACUCAACUGCAGCAGCAAGAGACAUUAAUGGGCUUAAUGUGGCUGGCGAUGCAGCAGCCACAACGGUUUCCGUUGAUCCACAAAGUGCAACAAUGCAAACUGAACUGGAUGAUGAGAAUGAACCUAUUGCCCCCAUCCGUCCGCCCAUACAUUCGAAGACGAAAAACUGGUAUUCCGGCUUCUGUAACCGUUGGGCUUCACUGCUUGGAGCCGUGACAAAACUAUUGGUUAUGCUGUUGGUAAACUGGUAUUAUGCCUUGACGUGUUUUCUCGUCGUUUUCGUCAUCUGGUUUUAUGUGGGCACUGCCAAUCCUGCCGUCAAGCCUGGUCUCACAGCUGAAUUCAAUUUCUUUGCCUGGCUCAAGAGUGUGAUAUUUCGUUGCUUUGGUAAACGUAUGCAUGAGUAUGAGCAAAUUGUGGUCACACCUUCGUGUCCUAAUGUGGAUCUAUCGCCCACUCAGCUUAAUGAACAAAAUGAGGAUUUCCGACCACGUCCCAACUAUCAUCAUUCAUCUGUGAUUGAGGGUCGCCUUAUUGAUGAUAUAUAAAGAGAGAGAGAGAGAAAUAGUGGCGAGUGGUGUGAAAGGUAGGGCAAGGGAGUGUGUGAGGCUGUGGCAAGCAAUAUUUAAAAAACCAAACUAAACUUUAUAUAUAUAUAUAUAUGCAUAUGUAUUCACUAUGUGUCUGUGUUUCUAUAUAUAUACAUAUAUACCUAUCUAACUCGAUGUUUAUAUGUGUAUAUCUGUAUAAGAGUCGUGUUUAGUUAACAAGCUUAAACUAGCAGCACUUCCUCUGUAUCACUCUAGGCUGAUGAAUUGAUGGAAAUUUGUCUUCAUUAUAUCUGACCAAAAUUAAUUUUCAAAUUUUAACCAUUUUAACGUGUGACUUAAUAUUUUUGUUGUUUGCAAAUUUCCUUCAAUUCUCUUCAGUUGAAAAAACAGUCCUUUUAAAAUUAAAUCGUGGCUAUAAAAACACUAAUAUUAAAUAUUUACUAAUUUUAAGUUUAAUAUUUUGCAUUUUUUUGGUUUUAAAUCGUUUUUUUUUUUUUUAAGAGGACUAUUCUCAAUUCCUAUUCCGAUUUCAAAUUGUGUGAACAUUUUCCGGAAUUGCAAAUAGGUUCCCAACUUUCGUUUUUGUUCAGUUUUAUUUUGCUAAGCGUGUAAAAUUGUUGCUAAAUAAUGAAUAUGUUUCCAAA
Molecule: messenger RNA, 3199 nt
Organism: Drosophila willistoni
Lineage: Eukaryota; Metazoa; Arthropoda; Insecta; Diptera; Drosophilidae
Product: solute carrier family 12 member 8
Exons: 8
Coding region: 366-2552 (728 amino acids)
Biological process (GO): potassium ion homeostasis; potassium ion import across plasma membrane; chloride transmembrane transport
Cellular component (GO): membrane
Molecular function (GO): potassium:chloride symporter activity
Source: RefSeq, a predicted model, not a curated record